Messenger RNA from Olea europaea var. sylvestris, 800 nucleotides. RefSeq names its product non-specific lipid-transfer protein-like protein At2g13820. NCBI's taxonomy places the organism in Eukaryota, Viridiplantae, Streptophyta, Magnoliopsida, Lamiales, Oleaceae. The transcript is spliced from 3 exons. The coding region runs from base 51 to 641 and encodes 196 amino acids. The record is from RefSeq and is a predicted model, not a curated record.
GCAUUUUUCCUCUUUCAAAAUCAUAUCAUAAACCAAUACCCAAAAGCAGCAUGGCCAAACCCACCACCACCACCACCACCACCAAUAUUAAAGCUUACUCGCUCAUUAUCACCACCGUGUUCUUGGUGGCGCUUCCAUGCUUAAGAGCUCAGUUGACACCCGUCCCCGCCCCGGAGUCGACGGUUGCUCCGGGGCCAUUGGCACCUUCACCAGGAGGGGAUUGCCUCAGUUACUUGUUUAAUUUAGGUGACUGCUUAACUUUUGUGGCAACUGAUAGCAAUUUGACUAAGCCAGAUAAAGAGUGCUGCCCUGAGCUAUCGAAUUUGCUGAAUACAAAGCCAAUUUGUCUCUGCCAAAUGCUUCGUGAUCCGAGUCAACUUGGAAUGAGCAUUGAUAUGAAGAAAGCCUUACAACUCCCUUCUGCUUGUCAUACUCCUCCAAUCAGCUUGUGUUCAGUCCUCGGUGUUCCGGUAGGAGCUCCAACACCAAGUGAAGGCCCUUCAGGCGCCCCUUUUAGUGGACCAGUUGCAGCAAAUCCAGCACUCGGGAAUCGUGAUAACGGAAGUCCAAGGAAUUUAGCCUCAACCCAACAUUUUCUUGUUGCAUUAGCAAUCCUAUUAUUUAUAAAUCGCUUUUAUUAGAGCAUUUCUCUAGGUCACUUAUAAUUAUUGAUUUUCUUCAUUAAUUAUAUCUAGAUAUUCCAUCUCAUGUCACCUUAAUAAUGUGUUAGAAAUUGAUAUCCUGUAAUUUAUUCCAAGAUUUAAAUUAUCAUUGCCUGAGACAUUUAAAUUUAUUUAUCA